Messenger RNA from Phragmites australis (common reed), 1146 nucleotides. RefSeq lists its product as uncharacterized. The record is from RefSeq and is a predicted model, not a curated record. The coding region runs from base 96 to 707 and encodes 203 amino acids. Gene Ontology annotation, cellular component: plastid. Lineage: Eukaryota; Viridiplantae; Streptophyta; Magnoliopsida; Poales; Poaceae. The transcript is spliced from 2 exons.
UACAGGCCCAUUUAAAGUGUCCCACUCGUUUCCUAAACCCUAACCAACAUUGGUCACGCCGCCGCCGCCGCAUCGACGGCGGCGAUUCUCUUCGAAUGGCCACUCCGCCCUACGGCGGGUGCGCGGACAACUCGCAGGACUACUCCCCUGCGGCCACCGUCGUCUGCUUCGACCCUCCGCUCCCUCUCCUCCGCGCGCCCGUCCCUUCCCCCGCCCCCGGCGAGGGCCCCGUCCUCGCUUUCCGCGACGCCGCGAGCUGGCAAGCCGCCUGGGAGGCUGCCGAGGCCAGCCUCGUCUCCCAGUGCGAGGCUGGUGCACGAUCUGGGUGUUCAAUCACUGCAUCACGCAAAUGCAAGCCCGCGUGGUGGAAAGGUUUGUUUGGAGCUGCACCGACUGAUUAUCAAGAAAGAGAGAGAUGUGAGGAAAGAGAAAUGGCCGCUUGCCUAGAUGCAGCAAAGGAGGCUUGCGUCAAGUUUGCAAAGGAAAAGUGCAUUGCACCAUUCCGAGAUGCAAGGAUCGCUUCUGAGGGUCUCCUUGAAAACACAGAUUUCAUUGUCUUUGGUGCUAGGGGUAACAAAACAUCAUCAACAUCACUGUGUGCUCUGAACAACCGAUUCUCAUUCAAUCCUGGUCCCGGUGCCACAAACUACGAAGGAAGUGACUUGCUAGACAGCUUAGCAUCUAAUGACAAUAAUAAACCUGGGUGAUGACUGGGCAAAGAUAAUGUCGUAACUGAGGCCUGAGUGUGGUGAUUUCAUGCCAUGCAUGUUUUUUUUUUGCUACUGAAGUUGAAGUGGGUUCAAUGGCUACAUAUGGUGAACAAUUAAUUUAUGGAAAUGGGGGCAGAGGACAAAAGACUACAGUUCUGUGGGUUGACAGCAAGAGAAGGAAAUAUGGAGUGGAACUGUGGAAGCAAAGCCAUGACGUUUGGUUAUUGUACAUGUUGUGGUUUUUUUGGUCGCAGCUUGAAGAUCAACGAAGCAAUUUAGGACCUUUUAGGUAGUAGCCAAGGGUUCUCUUUUUAUGAGCACUUGUGUGCUCACUUUUACAGAUAAAGUCCACGGGUUGUACAUUGUAAUGUUGGCACCAGCUACAUCCUAAUUAAUUAAUUUAUUCCAAGCUCAUGAGAAAUUGAUUUUCUGGCAA